This is a messenger RNA of Penicillium waksmanii, 384 nucleotides long. Its product is annotated as thioesterase-like superfamily-domain-containing protein. The record is from RefSeq and is a predicted model, not a curated record. The coding region runs from base 1 to 384 and encodes 127 amino acids. The transcript is spliced from 2 exons. NCBI's taxonomy places the organism in Eukaryota, Fungi, Ascomycota, Eurotiomycetes, Eurotiales, Aspergillaceae.
AUGGGCGUUAUGCUGGCUUUGCACCAAAGAAUUGGCGCAGCCCACCUUAUUCCUCCGGGUGCUUUUCAUGUCCAGUUCGAUGACCUAAAAUUGAGCCAACGAGAUUCAACCGCCCAAGCCAUAAUCACAUCUCUACGCGUCAAAAAUGAAACGAUAUGCAGCCUAGCCAUUUUCACCGUGGGUGAUUUGAACACCAAGGUUGGAAUUAAGAUGGAGCUGCCCCCAAUUCCGGCUCCAGAUAGAGAGCGUGAGUGCGCCUGCUGGACUAACGCGUUGUUUUAUAAGCUGAACCCAGCUACCGCGAGUGCUCGGUACUACAACCCCAAGGAUGGCAAAAGUCCUCUCUGGGGUCCUAAAGGGGGCCAGACCAGUGGGGCAAGUUAA